AUGAGAUUGGCCCAAGAUGCCCAGAUAGACGCCUUCACAUUGAAUAUCGCGGCAGGGGACGCGAUUAACGCUCAAUCAAUACAACUGGCUUUCGAAGCGGCCCAGAGCGCGGGGUUCAAGAUUUUCUUUUCCUUUGACUAUGUCGCCCGCGGGCCAUGGAACCAACAUGACGUGACUGAGUUGUUAUUGAGAUAUGGAGUGAAUGAGGCUCACUAUUGGAACAAUGGCCGUCCGUUAGCAUCCACCUUCGAGGGCUCAGAGAACACAGAGGAGUGGAGAAAUAUCAAAGCCAGCACAGAUUGCUUCUUUAUUCCCGACUGGUCCUCACUGGGAGCCAAGGCAGCGUUGGAGAAGGGCUACGGAAUUGUGGAUGGGCUCUUUAGCUGGGCUGCCUGGCCCUCGGGUCCGCAAGAUAUGAACACGCAGGUGGACGUAUCCUAUCUAAAACUCCUUAACGAAUCGGGGGGUCUGGCCUAUAUGAUGCCGCUUUGGCGCGGGGACGACCUCUGGCAUGAUCGCUGGCAAGAGGUCUUGUCUGUCCGCCCAGAAUUCAUGGAAAUCAUUUCAUGGAAUGACUACGGUGAAUCCCACUAUAUCGGACCGCUUCACGAAGGCAGGUAUGAACUAUUCAGAACCGGCAAGGCUCCAUUCAAUUACGCGGAGGACAUGCCGCAUGAUGGAUGGCGGACCCUACUGCCAUUCAUUAUCAGUACUUAUAAGAAUGGCCAUGCUGCAGUGAAACAGGAGUUGUUGGUAGUAUGGUAUCGCACAACACCGGGAGCUGCCUGCGGUACUGGUGGAACUUCGGCAAAUACGCAUAGUCAUGCGCAAUUUGAAUUCAGCCCUCUAGACAUCAUGGCUGAUCGCAUUUUUUACUCCGCCUUACUCACGGAAUAUGCCACGGCUGAAGUAAUUAUCGGUAGCGCCACGCAAACCAGGACUUAG
Molecule: messenger RNA, 945 nt
Organism: Aspergillus thermomutatus
Lineage: Eukaryota; Fungi; Ascomycota; Eurotiomycetes; Eurotiales; Aspergillaceae
Product: glycoside hydrolase family 71 protein
Exons: 2
Coding region: 1-945 (314 amino acids)
Biological process (GO): mating projection tip cell wall disassembly
Molecular function (GO): glucan endo-1,3-alpha-glucosidase activity
Source: RefSeq, a predicted model, not a curated record